Cherax quadricarinatus is the source of this 2732-nucleotide messenger RNA. NCBI's taxonomy places the organism in Eukaryota, Metazoa, Arthropoda, Malacostraca, Decapoda, Parastacidae. The record is from RefSeq and is a predicted model, not a curated record.
AUGUUUGUCCUCACCCUCUCCCUCUCCCUUUGUGGUUUUCUGUUCUUCAGCGAGCAGAGGCAGCAAGCGAAGUAACUUUUCCUGAUAUGGUUUGUUACUAUGCCAAGGAAAAGGGCGUAGGAUGCUUAGUCUGCAGCCAUAAGCUUUUCUGCACUCUCGCACAAAACAUCCCUUCUAUAUGGAACACAAACUUCCAUCCUCGCCUGACACAAGUUACAGUUCAUCAGUAAUUUCCGAAUGACUUAGAAAAAGCAUGCAACAGUGUUUCCGAAUGACUUGGAAAAAGCAUGCAACAGUGUUUCCGAAUGACUUAGAAUAGGUAUGCAACUAAAUUGAAUUAGGAUUCGCAGUUCUUCAUUUAUUUGAAUGGAAUUAAAUUGCAUGUGUAUCAGUAAAAAAUGUAUUGGUGAAACCUUUUGAUAAUUUUCUAAUGAUACUUUUAGAUUCUAAAUAUUAAUUCCAGUAGUACACAGUCUGAAUGUUCACUUGCUGGUAUUGGAAGUAUUUUCUUAGAAGUUUCGGGAUUUGAGAAACUCAACGAACUGAGACAAACUGGAGAUGUAAAGCUAUUUUUUUUAAUGUUUUGUGGAAGAGCCUUAGAAAUAUGGCUGAUAAUUUUUACACUUGUGAAGUGUGCGGCAAAACAUUUUCACGAUUGUGCAAGCUAAAGAGCCACACACAUGUCCAUAUGACAGAUGAAGGUCAAUUAUUUAGGGAUGAAUUUGCACAAUUGCCAGAUUUCAUUGAUACCCAGCAGUAUGAGGAGAUGAAUCCCAGUUUAUGUAUGUUUAGUAAUAAAGGUAUUAGUGAAGAUAACCAGAUAAAUGAUUGUCAGGUCUUUCAUAAAGACGAAAAAACAAGGGAAUCUUACAAAGAAAGCAUUGUUAAUUUAAUUACUGAAGAGGUGGAAGUAUUAGUUGAUGGUAGACUUUAUUACGAAUGCCAGGUUUGCAAACAGAGAUUAACACGGAGAUCUUCCCUUAGGAGUCACUUAAGAAAGCAUACUGGAGAAAGACCUUAUAAAUGCAAGGAUUGCGAGAAAACUUUUACAUUUUACAAGUGUCUUUGGAAUCACUCAAGAAAACACACAGGGGAAAAAAGAUUCCAAUGUAAUUAUUGCCAGAAAUGCUUUGUGUAUUACCAGGGUCUUUGGAAUCAUAAAAAGUCUCAGUCAUGUAAAGUGCCAUGUGUGUGUGGCAUUUGCGGUGUUAAGUGUGUUUAUUUUUGCCAACUCAAGGCUCAUGUAAAGCAACACAUGGAUGAAGAUUCAUACACAAACAAUCAAAUAAUAAAUGGUGCAAAUUUGAAAGUAUAUGGUCGGAUCGACUUUGACCAGAAGUUAUUUAAGUGCAAUGUUUGUGAGAGAAGAUUCAGUACCAACUCAUCUCUUGAGAGUCAUAAAAUGCAGCAUUCUAGUAACAGACCAGAUCCAUCUAAAAUUAGUCAAGUUAUGACAGAUUCACCAAUAAUUGAAGGACAAUUAGUAAUGGUAGAUGAUGGGGAUCAUAGGCAAUAUAAUAAGGGAUAUAAGCAAUGUGAUGCCUGUAAGAAGACAUACGUGUACACAAAAUGUUUUAUUAACCAUUUAAAAACCCAUCAAAAUAAAACAUUUAAGUGUCAUGUUUGUAAAAAGAGUUUUACAAAACUUAGAGAUUGGAAGAUUCACUCUAGAGUUCAUACAAGUGAAAAGCUUUAUGUAUGUUUGGUGUGUGAUAAAUCAUUCAUUGAAUACUCUGAUCUUUUGAAGCAUAAUAAAGUACAUGCAAGUAAAAAAACAUUCAAAUGCGGCGACGAGUGUGGGAAAUGUUUUCUACAUUCCUUUAAUCUGAAGAGUCAUGAACGAGUACAUUCAAUUAGAAAUACAUACAAAAUAAGAAAACACAGAAAGAGAGCAAAGUGCCACAGUGAACUACAAAACAACAAGAACAUACCAACAGAAGUGAAGUCUGAAGGUACGCUCUGCACACAAAGUUUUCCAAACUCAAACAAACUAACUCUGCAUUGUAAAAUGGCACACGGGGACAUAAUUGAGAAAUCUAGGAAUAAAGUAUAUAAAUGUGCAAUGUGUGGGGCAGUUUUUGUUUCAAAAGAUGACAUUAUGAAUCACCAAAAAUGUAUAGAUUCCAAUAUUUGUGACAAGCAAUUGCAUCGUAGUUACAUAAUUUACCUUCGCAAAAGUUCAAACAAUUAUCAUAAGGCAUCUCAGGAGUUUAUUGAAAGUAAUGAAGAAAGUGACAUAACUAUGCUGGGAGCAAAUCAUUCGAGUGAUAUCCCGAAUGAAAAUGAAAAAAGCAAGAAAGUCUUAAUUAUUUCGCCAGAAAAUCAACAGAACUACCUGGAAAGAGUUGAAAUUGAACUUAAUAAUUGCCAAGAAUUAUUUAAGGUUGAAAUUAAUAUUUACAAUAUUAUUGAAGACGUUGUAGAACAGGUAGGUGAAUCCCAAGGAGAGAAUGAUUCAGUCAUGAAAACAAAUUUUGUUAGCCGUGAUCAGUGUGUACCAGUAUCCAACAGGUCUGGUGAAAGGCCAGGGAUCCCACAUAAGUAUAUUUUAGUAGGAACUGCUGAGACUGUCACCCAAAUGAGAGACGGAAAACAAUUAUGUAGCACUGAAGUCACUACUGAACUUGCAUCAUCUCAACAGAGUUGUGUGAUCAGUGUGUACCAGUAUCCAACAGGUCUGGUGAAAGGCCAGGGAUCCCAGAUAAGUAUAUUUUAGUAGGAACUACUGAGAC